This is a messenger RNA of Drosophila willistoni, 1831 nucleotides long. RefSeq names its product mitochondrial sodium/calcium exchanger protein. Lineage: Eukaryota; Metazoa; Arthropoda; Insecta; Diptera; Drosophilidae. The record is from RefSeq and is a predicted model, not a curated record. The coding region runs from base 43 to 1734 and encodes 563 amino acids. The transcript has 5 exons.
CCUGAAAUGUUUUAUGAUUUUUAAUUCAAAUCAAUUUGAAUUAUGUUUCUACUCGAUUUGCUUCAAUUGUCAUUGUCUUCGAUGGAAUCGAAUGCCACGAUAUUGAGACGUCGGCCGCGUCACAUAUCCUUUAUGGAUAUAAGAAACUCGACGCGUUGUCAUUUUAGCGAAAAGACGAAUACAAAUAUUACGGAUAUGUGUGAUUUUGUAACACAUACACUCAGUUGUCAUUAUUUUAUGGCCAAUAUUGAUUAUUUAAAGAUCAUAUUUUGCUAUUUUAAAAUACCUCUUGACGGUAUCGUUGUAUUUAUGGGAUGUCUGAUGAUGUUAAUACUCUAUGGACUAAUUUAUAUGCUAACCAAAUACUUUUUUUUACCAAAUUUCGAAAUGCUUAUGGAUUUGGUGCCCAUCUCGUCAUAUACCUUUGGUUAUGCCGGUUUUGGCUUAUUCUUCUUUAUGCCCGAAUACUUGGAAACUGGGCUUACGUGUCUAUUUCAAAACUCCUAUGAGGCCACUUUACGUUUAUCGGGAUUCUUUGGCGAUUUGAUGCGAUACUUUGUCUUGGGAAUUUGUACACUUUGCGUUAAUGGCUACAAAGUUCGCGGUCUGACAUUAUGGUCUAGUAUUUUAUUCCUAUUGAUGGGUUAUUUCUAUUUGAUUAUUGUUGUCCUUAGGAAAUAUGAAAUAUUCCAACAGCAAAAUUUAAUUAAUGACGAUUUGUAUACGUUGAAAUUUAGCGCAGUAUCAAUACUUAUUAUAUUCAUUCUAUACAUGAUGGCAAAUGUUUUAAUUUCCUACAAUAAAACAAAAAAGGAAAGGAAACAAAUGGGGCUAGACUUAAAGAGAAUGACGUCUACUAAUCUUGUCAAGGAGAGUAGUGAAUGGAAAUGGUGGCAAAUUUGGUGGUCAACUGUCAAUGGCUAUGAAACUAUGAAAGAGCCAAUUGUGGGCGUUGUUACAGUAUUGACACCGUUUUACUUUCUGGCAGCUAAUUUGAUACCGGUGAUUGAUAAGAAACGACAUUUGCAUGGCUGGUGCAAAGUCAUUGCCUGUACAAGUUAUCUAUUCCUGCCCUUUAUGUGCAUACCCUUCAAUCCGUGGCCCUCAUUGUGGUUGAUGUUACUCUUGAACUGUUGGGGCAUUGCCCUAACUAUUCUCUGUGCCACACGAGCCCGUCGUGUGCCCAAUCAUUUGGCGUUCUAUGCCAUCUCUGGCAUGUUCAUAUGCACACUAUGCAAUAGCUAUUUGCUCCAGGAGAUCAAUAAUAUGAUAUGGCAAUUUGUCAAUUGGCGUUAUAAUCCAACGCCACAAAUGAUAACCCAAAUGUAUUUCAAUUCUGGUGAGAUUUUCUCGGCCAUUGUUUUGUUGUUCAGUUUGAUACGUUCAAAUAAAUUAGAUGUGGCCUUUGGUGUGAUUAUGAGUAUGUCCACUUAUACCAUUUAUUCGGCCUUGCCACAAUUGGUCCUCCAUGUAUGCUAUAACCGGAAUACAUAUCUGGUAAUUACUGCCACUUCGGAGUCCUGCAAUACAUUCUCAAUUGUGAUGAUCGUGUGUGCAUUAUUUCAUAUAUCGAUUAGUGGCAAUGAGUUUCGUGUAUCUCUGCUCUUGUAUCUGUUAACUCUAAUGAUUGGCUAUAUGAUAUUCCAAUGGAUGACCUUUAAUAGUUGGGUACAUCCAAUUGGCACAUUGCAUAACAUUCAAUCACCCAGGGAACCGUCUACAAUGUGGGCCUAAAUUGAUUCCAUUAGAAAGUGUAUUAACCCAUUAAAAGUUAUACGUUUUUACAAUUCUCAAAAAUUUAUAGAAACCUAUUGAGUGGGAAUUUUUGUGA